AUGGCCAAGGGUCAUCAUCCAGCCGAUGCUUUGCAGCCAAAACGCAGAUCUUUUUCUGGUUUACAUAAUGAUCUGGCCCUCAACGGCGGCGAGCUGCAUUGCGUUCAUCAUCUCUUCCAGCAUCGAGCGAGAACACAUCCCCAAGUGACAGCAUAUUCGUGUCACACCGAUAAUGGACUCCGCAAGAUAACAUAUGCCGAAGCCGACGCUCUUGCAUCGUCGGUAGCCGCUCAAAUCUCACAGCUUCUUCCCGAACGAGAAUCAAGCACAUCGGCACCCACUGUUGCCAUUUGGUUUGAGAAAGGCCUUGAACUCAUUCUGAGUAUUCUGGCAACAACAUAUUCUGGAGCGACAUGGCUUCCAUUCGACCCAGACGUGCCAGUAGAACGUGCUGCAACGUGCGUACUAAACGCGUCGGCUUCUCUGAUCAUACACGAUGCUGCUCACUCCGAUCGUGCGCGCGAAGUCCAGCAGCGCGUCGCUCCUGAUCUCGCAUCAUCAGGCAAAGGCUCAUUACAGCUGCGCACCUUCGCCGAUCUAUCACAACAAGCAGGCUCAUCAGUCUCACGAUCACCACCGACUGCUCCCAAACCUUCUGAUGCCGCCUACCUGAUCUACACAUCGGGAACCACGGGCACACCGAAAGGCAUAGCGAUAUCACAUUCCGCAGCGCUCGUCUUCUCUCUCAGCGAAAGAGAAGUUCUCGAAACAAGCCCAGAAGAUGUCGUCUGGAACGGCUUCAGCCCGGCUUUUGACAUGUUUGUCGAAGAGAUGUGGGUGACCAUCGCUGGCGGAGGUCAUUUGGCUAUCGGUACACGCGAGGAAUGUAGAGACGUACCGGGCUUGCCAGCUGUAUGGCAAAGUCGUGGAGUGUCUGUGGUCAAUGCUGUCCCAACACUGAUCGGCAUCAUGGGCAUUUCACAGAUCGAUGGCGACUCCACAUUGCUCCCGCCAUCUGUCCGCCUAAUUAAUCUUGGUGGAGAAGCUUGCCCGCCCUCUCUCGUAUCGCGACUUGCGCGACCAGGACUCCGCAUCAUCAAUACGUAUGGUCCCACCGAGACCACAGUCACCGCUACAUGGGACGAAUUGCAGCCCGAUGUUCCCGUUACGAUUGGCAGACCACUGCCUUCCUACCAUGCAUGCCUACUACCCAUCUCUGAAGACGGCAACGCAGGACCUAUCGAACCACUCCAACUAGGUGAAGGCGUAGAAGGAGAACUCGCCAUCGGUGGUCCUUGUGUCGGAAUCGGAUAUGUGGGACGCGAAGACCUGACCUCGCAGAAAUUCAUUCCACACCCACUUGCACCUACGAGCGGACAACGACUCUACCGAACAGGCGACCGAGUCAAACUACAAUCCGACUUGAAAAUCGCAUUCCUAGGACGUAUCGACACUCAAGUCAAACAUCGCGGUUUCCGGAUAGAACUCGGCGAGAUUGAAUCACUCAUUUCUGGCCACGAAGACGUGCAGGCCGCAGCAGUCAUUUUAGCGAAUCCUGGCUCAGACUCCGCUCGUUUAGAAGCUUUUGUUGUCACACGACCGCAAGCGCCACAGAGUGCGGCUUCGAUUCAAAAAUUAGCGGUAGAACGCCUUCCGGCUUACAUGCGUCCCGAAGAAGUAUAUUUCCUGGCCGCGGAUGAGAUGCCUAGAUUGCCGAGUGGCAAGAUCAACGCUAAAGCUUUGCAUGAGAUAUCUGCUCGUAAGGCUGCACAAUGCGCUAUGAUGUACGAUGAUGCUUCGGGAACGACGCUCGAGUCCGACGAUAGCAGUCCGCUUGGUCUCUUGCUUAAAACCACAGCCACCGUCUUCCCGCAAGCAGGCCGCAUAAAUCCCGAAGCCGACUUCUUUGACGACUUGGGUGGUCACUCACUUCUGGCUGCCAUCUUAGUGUCAAAGCUACGCCAAGCAAAGAUUGACCCUGACGGCUCGAUGCCUUUCGCCUCGAUCGGUCUCCCAGACAUCUACGAAGGCCGAACACCCGCGGCAAUCGCAGCACGCUUCGUUUGCGACUCCGACUCCAGCACACUCGCAGAGGAAGAUCCCGACGAAAUUCAUGGUACGGGGUCCCGGACUGGAGAAAUCUGGCCCGUCUCCAACACCAGGUUUGUGCUUUGCGGUCUGGCACAAAUCAUCCCACUGCUCUUCCUCUUCUUCAUCUACUCCAUCGAGAUCCUGGCACCUUAUCUGCUAUUCGACUGGCUGUUCCUCCACCACGGCUUCGGCUACGCGAUUCUUGGAGCUUAUGGCGUGUUCCUCACUCUACCACCUAUCUUGGCCUUCCUCGCAAUCGCAGGAAAGUGGUUGGUCCUAGGCAAAGCCAAGGCAGGAGAGUAUCCUCUGUACGGCUUCUACUACUACCGCUGGUGGAUGGCCGAACGUUUUGCGUACCUUGCCAAUCCGAAGCUGAUUGCCGACUCGCCACUGUAUUGCUUCUUUCUGCGAGCAAUGGGAGCCAAGGUCGGAGCACACUGCCACAUGGGUGCUCUCGCAAUCGGCGCAGCUUGCGAUCUCGUCGAGAUUGGUGACGAUGUCGUGAUCGGUACAGACGUGGGACUGGGCACAAGCGUCGUCGAACGAGGGCGCCUCAUCUUGAGGAACGUCGUCAUCGGCCAUGAUGCCAGAAUUGGCUCAAACAGUGUCAUCGAGGGAGGAGCUAUCGUCGAAGAAGGAGCUGAAGUCGGUCCGCUCUCCAUGGUUCCAACCGGCAUGUCUAUCCCAUGCUUCCAACGCUUCCACGGCUCUCCGGCACAGUUUGACCGAGAACUCCAGGAUGGAGAGAUUGCACUCGGAAGAAAGUCCCGGCCUUCCUUCGCUCGCUAUACAUUCAUGGCUGUCGGACACACACUCCUCGCUUCCUUCAUCCUUCCACUGCUAUACCUGAUCCCACAAAUCGCCGGUCUCGCGCUCUAUGACGUCGUCAACUUAAGACACAUCGGCUCCUGGACACAAGUGGCCAUCCUGUCCCUGCCUAUCGCAUUCGCCUACCAAGUCCUAGUCUUCGCUCAGCUGAUCAUCAUUCGCUACAUCUUUCUCGGUCGCCUCAAGGAGGGUACUUACAAAAUCUACAGCUUCUGGUUCCUGCGCAAAUGGUUCAUCGAGAGAGUCAUGGAUCUGGCCCUGGAUGUCCUACACCCGGUCUUCGCCUCCCUCUACGUCGUACCAUUCCUCCGAGCCCUGGGCGCAAAAAUCGGCAAGCGCGCUGAAGUAUCAACCGCUCGCGGCCUGCAAUUCGAGCUCCUCGAAAUCGGCGAGGAGAGCUUCGUCGCUGACGCCGUGCUGUUGGGGAAUGCUGAAGUCCGAGGCAACGAAAUCACCCUCAAGAAAACCAAAAUGGAAACCCGUGCCUUCGCCGGCAACGCCUCACUGAUCCCUCAAGGCACAACCCUAGCCUCGGGAACUCUGGUCGGAGUCCUCUCCAUCGCCCCAGCCCCAGAAAAGCCGCUCCCAGAAAACACCUCCUGCUUCGGCUCACCACCAGUCCUAAUGCCAACCCGCCACCGCGUCGAAGGCCACCCCGAAAAACACCUCUUCACCCCCUCCCCCGGCCGCAUCGCCGCGCGCCUCACCAUCGAAGGCCUCCGCAUCGUCAUCCCCCGCGCCCUCAUCAUCUUCGCGCUCGGAAUCGGUCUCGAAAUCGCAUACACGGGCUACACCUCCAUCGGCGCAAUCAACACCUUACUCAUGCUCCCGCUCUUCUACUUCUUCCUCUUCGCCCUGCCCGCGCUCACCUUCACCGUCGCCUUGAAAUGGCUGCUGAUCGGCACGUACCACCCCUCCGAAUGGCCCCUCUGGUCUCUGAACGUCUGGCUCUCCGAAGCCGUGACCUCCACCUACGAAACCAUCGCCCGUCCCCUCCUCACCACCAUGCUCGUCGGAACGCCCUACCUCGCCAUCUGCUUCCGUCUGCUCGGCGUCAAAAUCGGUGCCCGCGUCACCCUCCUGGCUGCAGACAUCACCGAAUACGAUUGCGUCACGAUCGGCGACGAAGCGGUCGUCAACCAACACUGCGGCGCCCAGACGCACCUUUUCGAAGACCGCGUGAUGAAAAUCGGGUGUGUCAGGUUGGGGCACCGGGCGUGUGUGAAGCCUUAUUCGAUUUGUUUGCCGGGCAGUGAGGUGGGCGAUGGGGCGCAGCUGGGGUGUUUGAGUUUGGUUAUGAAGGGGGAGAGGUUACCGGAGGGGACGGCGUGGGAGGGGGCGCCGGUUCGGCCGAGGAGGAGGAGGAGGAGAGGUGGGGAGAAAAAGGGAAGUGAGAAGGGGAAGGGGGAGGGGGUUGUGGUGAGUUCUUUGGGGAGUAGUGUUGGGAGUGAUUCUUCGAUUGUUAAGAAGGAGGAAGAGGAGGUUUAGAUGUCGUGUGGGUGGAUGCAUUUGCUUUUUGUUUUUGUUUUGCAUUUUCCUGGGAAGGCCCAUGUGUAUGGAAUAGGAAAAGGAAAUAUGAUACGAUGGCUACGAAUUCAAUCAAGUUUUUUUUUUUUUUUUUG
Molecule: messenger RNA, 4481 nt
Organism: Pseudocercospora fijiensis CIRAD86
Lineage: Eukaryota; Fungi; Ascomycota; Dothideomycetes; Mycosphaerellales; Mycosphaerellaceae
Exons: 2
Coding region: 1-4347 (1448 amino acids)
Biological process (GO): amino acid activation for nonribosomal peptide biosynthetic process; secondary metabolite biosynthetic process
Cellular component (GO): cytoplasm
Molecular function (GO): phosphopantetheine binding
Source: RefSeq, a predicted model, not a curated record